Gavialis gangeticus (Gharial) is the source of this 1550-nucleotide messenger RNA. It is a transcript of the gene LAMP5, whose product is annotated as lysosomal associated membrane protein family member 5. Gene Ontology annotation, cellular component: membrane. Lineage: Eukaryota; Metazoa; Chordata; Crocodylia; Gavialidae. The record is from RefSeq and is a predicted model, not a curated record. The coding region runs from base 69 to 896 and encodes 275 amino acids. The transcript is spliced from 6 exons.
CCUGCACAGAGCCCGGCGCUCGCUCCCCCCGCAGCACCUCGGCUCCGCCGCGCUCCGGGCACGGGAGCAUGGAGGGGAGGCACCGAGCCGCCGUCCCGGGACUGCUCUUGCUUCUGCAAGCAGCCGCCCGGGUCGUGGCGGAGCAAGAGGUGGAAAACCUCUCGGGCCUCUCCCCCAACCCCGAGAAGGACAUCUUCGCCGUGAAGGAGAACGGCAAGGCGUGCCUCGUGGCCGAGUUCGCCGCCAAAUUCCUCGUCCCCUACUACGUGAGGGACGUCAACUACGUGGAUGUGAUAACUGAACAAGCUGAUAUCCCACUUUCCCGGGGAGCAGAAAUAAAAGGCAAAUGUGGCACCAAUGAAUCGGAACUGGAGCUCUCUUGGCUGGAAAAAGCCUACACCCUCCGGCUUUCAUUCAUAAAGGAAGGACACAACACUAGCAGAGGGCAGGAGGUUCUGUGGAAAAUGAACAAGGUCCAGUUCGUGUAUGACACCAGCGAGAAAACCUACUUCAAAGAAGCUGUCACUCCUGGGAAGCACACAGCCAACUCGCACCAACUUUCUGCCUUAGUCACCCCAGCAGGGAAGUCCUACGUAUGCCAGGCUCAGCAGACUAUCCACCUGUACUUGAGUGAUCACCAGAAAUCCAUAGACUUCUUGCUGUCAGAGGUCCAAAUUCAGCCUUUUGACAUCACUAAUGAUUUUGCCUUCAGUGAAGCACAUAAAUGCCCAGUGGACCAGAGGGAGCAGUUGGAAGAAACCCUGCCUCUGAUUUUGGGUCUGAUAUUGGGGUUGAUUAUUGUGAUAACUCUUUGUGUGUACCAUAUCCAUCACAAGCUGACAGCCAAUCAAGUACAAAUUCCUCGAGACAGAUCUCAGUACAAACAUAUGGGAUAGAUGGUGGGAUACAUCAGAACUGACUGCUUAUCAGGUAAAGGAAGCAAAAGCACUUUUUUUUUAUAAAUGAGGCCAAACUCUCUCUCUCUCUCUCUCUCUCUCUUUCUCUCUCUAUCAGCCCAUAGUGUAAUGGCCAAACAGAGAUGGAAACACUCUUAACAUUUCAAAGCUUAACGGGAGCGCAAAAUCCAGUUUGCAAACACACAUGGGGAAUAUCACUCCCAAUAUUCUGCUCUUCACACAUGCACUGCACUCCAUUCCUGUGUGUAGGGAGGCCAGAUAUGGGAGUAAAGGUCCUUUUCUCAGAGUGGAUUCAAGCAGCUCCAAGCUCCAAGCAGUAAUUUAGUGUAUGUAUUAUUAAGGGCUGUAUGCUGCAUUCCUGCGUACCAGAAAUUCCACUCAAGUCCAUAAAAGCUCUGAAAGAAUCUAAGGUUGGUCCCAAAAUGAAUAUUUUAUUUUGAAAAACUACAGGCCAGUGCCUCAGCUGAUGUAAACUGGUGCAUCUCUACUGAAGUCAAAAUUACUGAUUUCAACCAGCUGAGUGACUGUCACACAGAGCUGGCCUUAGGGGUGGUUGAAGUGGGCAACUGCCCGGGGCACUGGGGUCAGGGUGGCAUUAGGAGGAUAUUAGGAGGGCACCGUGUGCACAUGCAC